CCCCCCGGCUCUCGCCCAGCUAGCAGGAUGGCUGAGAUGACCACGGCUCCCAGCGUGACGCCCACCGUCGCAAACCAGCCCGGCGACUACCACAACUGGACGGAGCUGUUCCAGCUCCUCAACUACACCUUCACCUACUGCGAGUUCAGCCUGGAUGAGAACGUCAAGCGGGUCGUCCUCUUCAUCCUCUACCUGGUCAUCUUCGUGGUGGGCUUGGUGGAGAACCUCCUCGUCCUCUGGGUCAACUGGCAGACCCGGCGCAACAGGAGCUUGGUGAACCUCUACAUCAUCAACAUGGCCAUCGCCGACCUCGGGGUGCUGCUCUCGCUUCCCAUCUGGAUGCUGGAGGUGAUGCUGGAUUACACCUGGCUCUGGGGCAGCUUCCUCUGCCGCUUCACCCACUACUUCUAUUUUGCCAACAUGUACGCCAGCAUCUUCUUCCUCACCUGCCUGAGCGUGGAUCGCUACGUGUCCUUGACGUCCUCCUCCGCCUUCUGGCGUAGGCACCAGCACCGCGCGCGCCGCAUCAUCUGCGGCUGCAGCUGGGUGCUGGCGGCCACCAUCCCCUUCCUGGAGGUCACUCACAUGCAGCUGGUCAACACCGGAGACCCCGUGUGCAUCUUCCUGGCCCCCUUCGAGACCUACGACGAGUGGGCGCUGGCCGUCAGCUUCGCCACCACCACCAUCGGCUUCCUCAUCCCCUUCCCCAUCAUCGCCGUGUUCAACGUGCUCACGGCCAGACACGUCAAGCGCGCCAAGGCGGUCACGGGGAAGCACUGCGCGCUCAUCUACGCCUACAUCGCCGUCUUCCUGCUCAGCUGGCUGCCCUUCCACGUGCUGCUCACGCUGCUGGCGCUCGACGGCAGCCACCUGGCCCUGCGCUGCCCCUUCGCCCACUUGCUCUACUUCUUCUACGACGUCGUCGACUGCUUCACGCUGCUCCACUGCGUCCUCAACCCCGUGCUCUACAACUUCCUCAGCAAGCGCUUCCGCGGCCAGCUCGUCGCCGCCGUGGUCAAGUAUCUCCCGAAGGAGCGCGGGGGCGGCCGCGGCGCCCGCGGCUCCUCCUCCAGCACGCAGCACUCCAUCGUCAUCGCCAAGGACGGCACCGCGGCGCCCACCGAGCGCCCGGCUCCCUGA
Nothoprocta perdicaria is the source of this 1140-nucleotide messenger RNA. RefSeq names its product G protein-coupled receptor 182 (gene ACKR5). The transcript is spliced from 2 exons. Gene Ontology annotation, biological process: G protein-coupled receptor signaling pathway. Gene Ontology annotation, cellular component: membrane. Gene Ontology annotation, molecular function: G protein-coupled receptor activity. Bases 28 to 1140 code for a protein of 370 amino acids. The record is from RefSeq and is a predicted model, not a curated record. Lineage: Eukaryota; Metazoa; Chordata; Aves; Tinamiformes; Tinamidae.